AUGGAGAAGCAUGAGACGAUCAACGAGUUGAAUCUUGUGAAGCAGGCGACCCUUCCCACAGACGUGGAAGAUGACGUAUACAACCUUUCCCUGCGUGCGGUGAAUCCAGUAGAUAUCAAUGCUUGCAAUAUAUCACUCGAAGUUAACACCACUCCGCCGAUAUGGGAGACGAAGCCAUCCCAGAUAUGGCGCCGCAUGUGUGGCCAGAAGCCACCAAAAACAAGCAAAAAAGUGCUAGAUUGUGUCUCGGCCUCUAUGCCGAGCGGAAGCUUGACCGCGAUCAUUGGAAGCAGCGGCUCAGGCAAGACUUCCCUAUUAAACCUGAUGGCCAGCCGCAUGAGCCUUUCCCGAACCAGCAGCUGCGGAAUCACAACCUUCAAUGACGACCCUAACAUCGCGCGCAUUCGCAGCGCCUACGUCAUGCAAGACGAUGUGCUGAUCCCAACUCUAACGGUCCGUGAGACACUUCGGUACUCGGCAGACCUCCGCUUUCCACCUCCAACAACCCUAGCAGAGCGCCACGCGAUCGUGGAGCAGGUCAUCCUUGAACUCGGCCUGAAGGAGUGUGCCGACACGCGGAUCGGGAACAAUGUCCAUAAAGGUUGUAGCGGCGGCGAGAAGAGACGCACUAGUAUUGGCGUCCAGCUUCUUGCAAAUCCCUCUGUACUGUUCUGCGACGAGCCGACUACGGGCUUGGAUGCUACCAGUGCGUUCCAAAUUAUUCGAACCUUGAAGCGUCUCGCGAUGGAUGGGAGGACGGUUGUCGUGUCAAUCCAUGCGCCACGCUCUGAGAUCUGGAGCCUUUUUGAUAACGUUAUUCUGCUCGCGAGGGGGUCUGCGCUGUACAGUGGCUCUCUGGAAGGGUCAUUGGUCCAUUUCGAAGAGUGCGGGCAUGUUCUCCCGUCGUUUGUCAAUCCGGCUGAGUUCUUAAUUGAUCUAGCUGCUAUUGAUAAUCGGACAGAAGAGCUUGAGACUGCUUCAAAUGUGAGGGUUCAACGACUGACGGAGGUAUGGAGAUCAAAGCAUGCACAUGUGAUUGCAAAGGACCAGGAUGGUAGGGAGAAAGAGGCCCCGAAAAAUGUCCCAACACAUGAAUCGGUUAACCCUCAAAAUGAGAUCGUCAAGACGGUCUCAUUUCGCAGACAAUUCCACGUAUUAACCUCGCGCACUUUCAAGACCACCAUCCGUGAUCCAAUGGGUGUUGCUGGCAGUCUUCUUGAAGCUGUCGGAAUGGCUGUUAUCAAUGGAUGGAUUUUCUUGCAGCUCGAUGAAAGCCAGUCGGGAAUCCGUUCGCGAGAGGGCAGUUUAUACACGGCCAGCAGCUUGAAUGGCUACCUCAUUUUGCUGUACGAGACCUAUCGUCUGACAAUUGACAUUCGUCUGUUUGACCGAGAACACAACGAAGGCGUGGUCAGUGUGCCGGCUUUCCUCCUGAGCCGGCGAGCAGCCCGGUUGCCAUUGGAGGAUCUUCCUGUGCCGCUGAUUUUCUCACUCAUAUUCUACUUCAUGGUAGGAUACAGACUAGAUGCGGGUCAAUUCUUUAUCUUCUUCGUUCUCACACUACUCACGCACUAUAUCGCCGUGACUUUUGCUGCGGUGGCCAUUAGUGUGGCAAGAAGUUUUCCUGCCGCCAGUCUGGUGGGCAAUCUCUCCUUCACGUUGCAAUCCUUUGCAUGCGGAUACUUUGUCCAGUCUAAUCAAAUUCCGGUUUACGUGAGGUGGUUGAAGUGGUGUGCAUACACGUUCUACAUCUUCGGUGCACUGUGUGCCAAUGAGUUUAUUGGAGUGAAUGGCUCGGAACCGGGGCAUUUCUAUGCCUGUCCAUAUUCUGAAGAUCCACUUGACCCAAGAUGUAAGGAGUACACUGGCCAAUAUAUCAUGGAGAGUCUGGGAUUGCCAUCCAAUUGGAUCUGGCGGCCCAUCGUCGUGCUCGUUGCGUUUGUCCUUGGCCACUAUCUCUUUGCUGGGUUAUUACUGCAAUACAAUCGAUUCGCGAUUGAUGUUGCUCAAGCACGGACUAGCGAGGGUGUAUCACCAAGUGGGAAAGCAAAGAUAGCGAUCCGCCCAUCUCAAGAGGCACGCAAGGUAGCUAUCUCACUCGACCAAUAUGCGCUGGAGAUUCGAAAGAGACGUUUUCCCUGGCAAUCUGCGCAGACUUUACAGAUUCUCAGACCUAUCACCGCGCAGUUCCAGCCUGGGCAGCUGAACGUUAUCAUGGGCCCAUCAGGAAGUGGCAAGACAUCACUCCUGAACUCCAUAGCCCGUAGGCUACAUGGGUCUAUGGGCACACAGUACCGCAUUCAGGGAAACAUGCUAUACAAUGGCGCUGUACCCUCAGAAAGCGUUAUCCGCUCUGUGACAUCAUUCGUCACACAAGACGAUGAUGCUUUAAUGCCUUCUCUCACAGUACGAGAGAGUCUACGCUUCGCGGCAGGCCUGCGCCUACCAACCUGGAUGUCUCGGGAAGACAAGAACCGACGCGCAGAAGAGAUUCUGUACAAAAUGGGACUGAAAGAGUGUGCAGACAAUCUCAUCGGCAGCGACUUGGUCAAAGGCAUAAGCGGCGGCGAGAAAAGGCGCGUAACAAUCGCAAUCCAAAUUCUCACAGAUCCCAAAGUCCUUUUGCUGGAUGAACCAACUUCCGGUCUGGAUGCCUUUACGGCAAUGUCAAUUAUUGAGCUCCUGAACAGUCUAGCGGCCGAGGGCCGCACCCUUAUUCUAACACUGCACCAAUCACGCUCAGACCUGUUCACUCACUUCUCGCAGGUGCUUUUACUGGCACGCGGAGGUUACCCCGUCUACGCUGGCCCAGGAAGCACAAUGCUCGCGCAUUUUGCGGAGCAGGGGCACGAUUGUCCGCGAACAACCAACCCAGCGGACUUUGUACUGGAUCUUAUCACCAUAGAUCUCCAGCAAGCAGAUCGUGAGAUGGUCACACGGGAACGCGUCCAGGGCCUCAUUGCCCGAUGGCAUGAUAGCCCUCUCGAGCUGAGACUAGGACGCGAGGAGUCCCACAUCGCCACGCCUGCCGAACUCGGCAGUCUCAAGCGCCAAAUGCUGCCAUUCCGAGUGACGUUUCCGCUCGUGUUGCACCGCUCAAUUGUCAAUUUCUGGCGCCAACCACCGCUGAUCAUGGCGCGGUCGAUGCAGAUCCCGGGAAUUGCGAUCAUCAUGGCGCUGUUUUUUGCACCGCUAAAGAAUGACUAUGUGGCUGUGCAAUCUCGAAUGGGGUUUAUCCAGGAGUUUGCGGCAUUGUAUUUUGUUGGCAUGCUUCAAAAUAUCGCUAUCUACCCCAGUGAACGUGACGUGUUCUACCGCGAGGAAGCAGACAAUUGCUAUACUGCUUCGACGUUUUUACUCAGCUACACGGCCAUUGAAAUCCCCUUUGAGAUAGUCUCUUCGCUGAUCUUUGGCGCUUUGGCAGCGUUCGCUGACAACCUGCAGCGCACAGUGACUAUGUUCUUAAUCAGUGCGUUCAACUGCUUCUGCAUCAUUAGCUGCGGCGAGUCCGUGGGAAUAGUGUUCUGCACGUUGUUCUCCCAUGUCGGCUUUGCCGUGAACGUGACCUCUAUCCUGCUGUCUAUUUCUACCAUUCUCGGAGGUGUCAUGAGUCUCAAUGUGAAUGAUGUUUUGCAGGCGCUCAAUCAUCUCUCGCCUAUCAAAUACGCCAUUGCUAACCUGGCACCGUAUUCAUUACACGGGCAGGUGUUCCAUUGUUCUGUUGCACAACAGCUUGCUGAUGGCAGCUGUCCCAUUGACUCUGGAGAACAGGUGCUUAGACUCUAUAAUUUAGACAAGAGCGGUCCUAUGAAUGUUAUGGCGCUAGGGGUCUGUACGAUCGUGUAUCGAUUGAUUGCUUAUGGAUUUCUCAAGGCGACGAGAACAAGUAGACUGAUGGAGCGGUGGAGGGAGUGGCGGGCUCAAAGAAGUGCUUGA
This is a messenger RNA of Penicillium soppii, 3936 nucleotides long. RefSeq names its product putative ABC efflux transporter. Gene Ontology annotation, cellular component: membrane. Gene Ontology annotation, molecular function: ATP binding; ABC-type transporter activity; ATP hydrolysis activity. NCBI's taxonomy places the organism in Eukaryota, Fungi, Ascomycota, Eurotiomycetes, Eurotiales, Aspergillaceae. Bases 1 to 3936 code for a protein of 1311 amino acids. The transcript has a single exon. The record is from RefSeq and is a predicted model, not a curated record.